ACUUCUAUUAGAACAAAAUAAGAGGAAGAGAAAAACAUCAGCUGCUGCAUUGACAUCUUCUUCUGCAAGAGAGAGAAAAGAGAGGGAUUGAGGUUGGUUGAUCAUGGCGAAUACCAAGCUAAAAUGGAAGCAGCUUCAAAUCCAAAAAACAAAGAAGGGGAGGGUUCCAGAGAAUAAUCAAGCAGAUCAGAAAAAACAAACAAAAUCUCCUAAUCCUUACUCCAACUACGUGAGAGAGAGAGACGCAGAAGCUGUCAAAAAAAAUGUGAAUGAGCAACAGAAUCAAAAUGCCCUCAACUCCAGCAUAGCUCCUGUCAUAUCACAUGCUACGCCCAAAAUUUCUUCACCAGGAAAAAUUGCCUCCUCCUCAUCCCCAUCAUCAUCAUCGGAGGCGCACAUAUCUAGCUCUGAUAUCCUUAAGUUCCAACGUCUUAUCAAACCUGCCAUCGACGCCGGUCUUUUGCGGAGGAAAUGCACAACAUGUGGCAACUCUAUUCCGGAUUGUUGUGAACAAAACAUACUCAAAGCAGUUUCCGAUCUCCUUGCGCUUUUUACUUCGUAAUGUAUUACACGAUGUUCUUCGUUAUACUCGUGCAGUAAUGCUUUCUAGUGAUCUCUGUUUUAUUUUGUGGAGCUGAUCAACCCACCAUCUGUGUCAGUAAUUAGCGUAGUAUGUGUGAUAUAACUUUAUAUUUUGAUAUCAACGUCAUUGCUAUUCAUUACACAUCCAUCUCAAAAACAUCUCAAGAGCAUGUGACAUUCAUUUGUUGGGUGUGCUGACAUUCCCAAUAAAUUAGUGUUAUGGGAUUGAUGUUGCUCGGAUCUUUAUCAGUUUUCUUUUAAUAAUGUUAUAAUCACUUGGAUAUUCAGUAUUGAUUUGUUAUAAUCUGAAGGUAAGCAAUAUUUGGUUGUA
Molecule: messenger RNA, 913 nt
Organism: Tripterygium wilfordii
Lineage: Eukaryota; Viridiplantae; Streptophyta; Magnoliopsida; Celastrales; Celastraceae
Exons: 2
Coding region: 104-562 (152 amino acids)
Source: RefSeq, a predicted model, not a curated record